AUGCUUGUGUCUGAAUUGAUUGAUCUGUUAGGAUACCCCCUGGGCAAAAGUCAAUUCAUCGGCAGCUCCAGUGGCAUCUACUUUGUAAACACAGUUCGACGAGCCUUCAUAAGUGCCAACACGCGGCUGUCGUCUCGUCUUCUCGAUACGACGCACCCGACUCCUGAGGAAUGCAUCGUUGCUGACGGUGAGGAUGAGCAGCAAAGAACCAACGAGUCUUCUACGGAUGCCUCUCUACUACCGUCUUCUUUUUGCUAUGGCCCUGGAAUACCUGCUGGGCUCGGCAGACCACCUCAGCCGGAAGUUGCAAAGCAGCUUUUCAUGACGUAUUUCCAGACAUGGCAUCGCUUCUUUCCCUUUUUGCACGGUCCAACUAUCCUUAAGAACAUGGAGGAUCUGUAUAGUUCUUUUGAUCAACACGGUGCGGCUUCAGGGCCCAUCACGCCAAGGGUCCCAAUGACACUUUCAAGAGCCCUCAUCCUGCAGUGCAUCUUCAAUCUCGCAAGCCUGCAUGACAGCAGCCAACUCCCAGUAGCAUCCGAGAUCCAAAAGCCUACCGACGUGCUCUCUUAUCUUCCCGGCCUUGCAGUCAAGGGAGAUCUUGUUUCUAUCCAAGCCCUCUUUGCGGCUGGUCUGCUCCUGGUCGCUCGCAUGUCUCUCCGUGCAGCUGCGGUUGUUAGUGGCCUUCUAUCCCGAGCCGUCUUUCUGGCAGGUCUUCAUCGUUGUCCUUGCCGCUAUGCAAAGCUUACGGCGGAUGAUUGUGAUAUUAGAAAGAGGCUUUUCUGGUGUAUCUAUGUCUUUGAUCGUUAUCUCUCCCAGGCUCUUGGGCACCCGUUGGGAAUCCAAGACUCUGAUAUAGAUGUUUGUCCGUUGAAUGGGCCUGAGCUUCACCACCCUCAGCUCUUUCCUACUGUCCCUUCAAGUCAUAAUGACGUUACUUCGCCAUUUUCUGGGCGCUCAGCGAACUCGCCCAGUAGCCAGUUCAGGGAUAUUCCCAUCUCCUCAAGACAGAGUGAAACAGGUUCAGGCAGGGCAACAAGCGAGGACAACUCUAGUCAGAAGCAUCAUCGUCAUUCAAGUUUAUCCUUUCAGGUCCAAUACUCGCGUCUUCUUGGUCGUGCCCUGGAGCUCUUCCACAAAUCACUUCACAUUCGAUCCAUCGACAGCGGGUCAAUUCUCUCACUUCAAACAGACAUCAACGCAUUGUGGAAUGCACUGCCUUCAUCUCUACAAGAAUUUGAUCCCUCAUCUAAUGCUAGUACUGACGGAAACCAAACUCAAAUUUUCAAUGAAUCGGCACACUUCAUCCUGCUCCACAGUCAAUUAGUACUUUUAAUUCAUCGCCCUAGGCUAUCUCUGGAGCCAUCUACCCCAGAGUUCCAGUCCGCGAUCCAAAUCUGCAUCAGCGAAGCGCGAGAGAUAAUUAAAAUUAUAAACAAGCAGCACAAUGCAGGGUAUGCUCUGUUCUGGCCGGGCUAUCUCUCCGUCACAUGGAUGGCCGGCAUCGUGUUGGCCUUUGCAUGCCAACUGCGGCUCUACUCGGUGGAGAAAGGCAAGAGGGAGAUUGCUAUGUGCCUUGAGGCCCUGCUUCAUAUGUCCGAGCGAUGGAAGCUUGCAAAGAAUUGCCACGCUGUUCUCUCGGAUCUUACAGAAGCUUUCCAGGAGAUGGAGCAUACUGCAAAGAGACCGGCGUUUGAUAUCUUGGAUUCUACAUCCAAUUCUGUACAUCCACCCUCUGUUCAAGACCCCGUAGGCAGGGACUCAGUAUGUUCUACUGUGAACUCUGAAACUCGUCCCAGGAAAAGAGCAAGGCCAGAUCCAGAAUCGCGUUCCAGGUCAAAUCAAAACAACGAUGGAUCUGGACAGCCUUCUAAUCAAAUAUCUACCAAUAUCGUCAGCGCGUCCGCGGACGAACCACUGGGAUACAGCUUUGGAAUUUUUAAUGCUACGGACCCGGCCAUUGAAGAUGACUUCCGAUCUGUUGGUGAUCCAGGCAGAUUAAGUAAUUGGGAGAGUGGGAUGCCUGACCUGCUGGCUGGCAUUACUUGGGAAUCACUGCUGGGAGGUAUCAAUCAGGAUGAUCCAACCUGGGAUAAUGCAUUUUUCUAACCAAUCCAAUGCAAAUGAGACUCAAAAAUAGGGAGAGUAAACUAAUUUAAAUUAAUUAUAUGAAAUAUUAA
Fusarium odoratissimum NRRL 54006 is the source of this 2180-nucleotide messenger RNA. RefSeq lists its product as uncharacterized. Lineage: Eukaryota; Fungi; Ascomycota; Sordariomycetes; Hypocreales; Nectriaceae. The record is from RefSeq and is a predicted model, not a curated record. Gene Ontology annotation, molecular function: DNA binding; zinc ion binding. The coding region runs from base 1 to 2109 and encodes 702 amino acids. The transcript is spliced from 3 exons. Gene Ontology annotation, biological process: DNA-templated transcription.